Messenger RNA from Paramecium tetraurelia, 1479 nucleotides. RefSeq lists its product as uncharacterized. NCBI's taxonomy places the organism in Eukaryota, Ciliophora, Oligohymenophorea, Peniculida, Parameciidae. The transcript has 3 exons. The record is from RefSeq and is a predicted model, not a curated record.
AUGUUUUAUGAACACUUAAAAUAAGUAUUUUGUUAGAGAUAGAAAAAAAAGGAAAGUGUUGACUAAAUUAGUAAAAUAGUGGCAGAUCUUAAGUUUUUUAAAGAGAAAAGAGAAAUAUUUGACAGCAUUUUGUAUUAUCAAAUGUUGAAAAAGUUAAAUUUAAUAGAAACAAAAUAAGAAGAUGUUUUAUUUCAUUAUGGAUCUAAUAACGUUGAGUUGUUUUAUAUUAUAAUGUAGGGAAAAGUUGCGAUCUUAUGCCCGAAAAAUAGAAUGAUAAGUCAUAAAUAGAUUUUGGAUGAGUAUCAUUAAAGUGAUGUUUAAGGGAGUCCAAAAUCUUCAAAUGACUCGUUGAAAGAUAUUAUCAUAUAAUAGGCAUAUUCAAACUUUUUGGGAAUGAAGAACUUAAAACAGUUUGAUUAAGAUGCAAUUAUAGAUGAAUAUAAUCAUAAUCCAAACAACUUUUAAGUUGAUAAAGCAUUGGAUCAAUUAAUUAAAAAGAGAUUUCCCAGUUUGAAGAUUGUAAAUAUGUGUCAAUAAGGUGAUCAAUUUGGAGAAAUAGCAUUAAUAGGGCAUGUAAGAAGAACAGCAACAGUUCUAUGUGUGACUGAUUGUUUACUCUUAACACUAACAAAUAAUGACUUUUAAAAUAUUCUAUAACAAUAUCAUUAAUAAGUAAGAAAUGAAAAGAUUUAAUUGUUGAGAAAUUAUUCACUGUUUAGAUAAUUAUCUGAUGGUAAAUUAAAAGGAAUGAUCGAACACAUUAUAGUAUAAAAGUUUUCUAUUUUUUCAGUGAUAUAUUAUGAAAACUCAAUACCAGAAUAUAUUUACUUCAUAAAGUCAGGAGAAGUUGAAUUGCUAAAGGUAGUCAAUAAGAAUAAGCAAAUAUCAAUUUCUCUUUUGCAAGUGGGUUGUGUAUUUGGACAUUAAGAUAUUGGACACUAAUAAUUUCGAUAGUACAGAGCCAUUUCAAAGUCAUGCUAAUGUGAAUUAUACAUGAUUCCUGUCAAUAUAGUCUUAUAAUUUGAUUAAUAAAACGAGAAUAAUCAAGCAGAGAAAGAGUUUCAUUAAUCUAGAUUAAAGAGAUUGUUGAGUGAUCGUAUGUCUCUUCAUGAUAGGAAAAAACAAAAUGUGUCUCCGUAAUCAAUUGAGGAAAGAUACAAGGGAGACAAAGAUUAUGAAUCUUUUCUAAGCUAUGCAUUUGCUACAAAGAGAGUUCUUUCGCCAAAGCAUAAAAAACUCAUUUCUGAGCCAUUUAUUCCAUUUUUUGAAUUAAAUCAUUCUAAACAAAAGAAAUUCAGACAACACACUUCACUCUCGAAAAACUAAAGUGUUGAAAAAUAAACCCUUCAUAACUUAGAUCAUUUCAAUAAUUCUAAGAAUUAAUUAAUAACAACUCAAGUUAAUUAUCAUAGACAUCUCUUCAGUCCAAGAACAACUAAAAGACAUUUGGAUACAUUUAUGCCAUUUAAAAGAUUAUGA